AUGGACCGAGCCGGCUGGAGCACGGCCCAUGUCAAACAAAAAACUUUUCGAAGAGCAGUAGAGAGACGUGAAGAUCGAGUUCGUCUGGCCGCCGCUAAUGCCUUCAGGCACUCGCUGGCACGUCUCCAGCGCUCGGAUUGGGACGCAUGCGUGAGCCGAAAGGACAGUUGGUUCAGGGUAAUGGUCAGCGGGUCAUGAUCGCAAGGAUAAUAUAAAGACAGAUCUCGCAAUUAAACCUGAAUUACACAAGAAACUAAAACGGCAAAAUGAAAUCAACAUGAAAAAAUACACCUUUUUGAGUUUUAAAUAUGGGUAAUACUUAUAAAUUUUGAAAAAAUAAAAAACUCAAAGGUUUAAGAUACCUAGAGUGGUCAAAAAUGGUUUAUAAAAUUGAGAUAAUUUAAGAUUUUAAAAAUAAUAUCACACUCCGUGUUUACAUAAAACAACAGCAACAGAACAUAACGAAAAUUACGGUUUUCUGGCUAAAUUAAGGUAAAUUUUCAAAAGUUGAACAGAGUUUUAAACUUAAAUUUUUCAAAAACUAAUAUAAAGAAACAGAUACGGUAACAAUAUGUCGCAACUUUUGCCCUUUUGAAUCCCCGUCGGAUCGGUGAAAUCGAAAGGCCGUAAACGAAACUUUCGAAUUCGAUAUGCCACCUGAAUUAGACGCGACGAGAAGUGAGAUUCGGUUUAUAGGGCUUCGGUAGAUCGCGCGCGGAUUCAAAAGAUACAGAAGACGAAAGUGAAAGUUACCUUGAAGAGCUCGAGAGCGUCUUGGCAGUUGAGUCCACUGAUCAGCUGAAGGCCUUGUUCGGACGCCGUGCCGCGGUCGUGCGGCGUGGGGUUGUGGGACGCCGUGGUUGA
Molecule: messenger RNA, 864 nt
Organism: Bursaphelenchus okinawaensis
Lineage: Eukaryota; Metazoa; Nematoda; Chromadorea; Rhabditida; Aphelenchoididae
Source: the annotation of a GenBank genome assembly